GUCAGUGGGACGAUGUAUAAUACAGGGAGACAUGUAUCUCUACGAUUAGACAAAGAGCAUUUGGUCAACAUCUCUGGAGGACCGAUGACGUACAGUCACCGCUUAGAGGAAAUCCGGUUACACUUUGGAAGCGAAGACAGCCAGGGAUCAGAGCACCUACUCAAUGGACAGGCUUUCUCUGGGGAGGUUCAACUAAUCCACUAUAACCACGAACUGUACACAAAUGUCACAGAAGCUGCAAAGAGUCCUAAUGGGUUGGUGGUAGUUUCCAUUUUUAUGAAAGUAUCUGAAUCAUCAAAUCCAUUUCUAAAUCGUAUGCUUAACAGAGACACCAUAACGAGAAUAACGUAUAAAAAUGAUGCAUACUUACUACAGGGGCUUAAUAUUGAGGAACUUUAUCCUGAGACAUCUAGUUUCAUUACAUAUGAUGGGUCAAUGACAAUUCCACCCUGCUAUGAAACAGCAAGCUGGAUAAUAAUGAACAAACCUGUCUACAUAACAAGAAUGCAGAUGCAUUCUUUACGACUGCUAAGCCAGAAUCAGCCAUCACAGAUAUUUCUGAGCAUGAGCGACAAUUUCAGACCAGUCCAGCCUCUCAACAACCGAUGUAUCCGAACUAAUAUCAACUUUAGUUUACAGGGAAAAGAUUGUCCAAACAAUAGAGCACAGAAACUACAGUAUAGAGUAAAUGAAUGGCUCCUCAAGUAAGUAAGACAGAGCAGGCAGAACCCAUAACCUCAGUGGAAUGCUACUACUGUGAAUUGACAUAAUCUAGAAUGCACCCAGCCUCACUCUCUUUGGGUUCACGGCAGCAUGUGCAAACGUGCUGUAGGAAAAGAGCUGCCAUGUUGGAAACAACUAAAAAUUCAUUCAUAUGAUCGGUGGUAUUCAAAAAAAAAAAAGUAAAAAGACAAUAUUACAGUAAAUGUGAUUACAAUUUUGAUACAGUUUUCCUGAACUAAUUUAGCUUCACAGAAAAAGACUUUUCAGCCUUUGUACAUAUGAAAUUCUUCCUCUUUUCCCCCCCUCCCUCAAAUUAAAAAAAAAAAAAAGAAAAAAGAAAAAAGGUGGCUCGGUACAGCAUCAAAGUGGAGUUGUGUUCUGUGUGCCAAGUAAUCCUUGGAAAAGCUCUCAUUAUUUCACUGUCAUUAAUGGAUACUGACAAGACAGAACAAGACGACUGUAGAGGAAACUUAUUUCUAGGUUAUGAUCUUUCUGUUCAUUUAAUUAAAAAAGAGACAGACUUUGAGAGAUAACUGUUGUAAAUAUAUCACUGCAGAAUAUAAAGGAAAUUGAAAUAUUUCCCUCUUUGUCACAUAUCUGUAGUAGGAUUUGCCAAAAAUCAGAAUCAAUCCAUUUUCUGUUUCUCGUUUUACAACAGGUCAUACGUUGUGUUGGUUACUAUUAACAACUCAAUAAAUGUGUUUAACAAAUUAA
Messenger RNA from Tauraco erythrolophus (red-crested turaco), 1437 nucleotides. NCBI's taxonomy places the organism in Eukaryota, Metazoa, Chordata, Aves, Musophagiformes, Musophagidae. The record is from RefSeq and is a predicted model, not a curated record.